Messenger RNA from Menidia menidia (Atlantic silverside), 1314 nucleotides. The record is from the annotation of a GenBank genome assembly. NCBI's taxonomy places the organism in Eukaryota, Metazoa, Chordata, Actinopteri, Atheriniformes, Atherinopsidae.
AUGGGCUCCGGAGGAAAUGGGCCGCGGCGGCUGAUUCAUUGUCUUUUUAAACCAGCCACCAUCAUGUCUGACAUCCAGAAGGCCAUGGCUCUCCUCAUCACCUCCUUCACUAAAUACUCCAGCAGGGAUGGACACAAGAACACCCUGAUUAAAGAGGAGCUGAAAGAUCUUCUGCAGGAUGAGUAUGGACACAUGCUGCGUGACGGCAAUGGCAAGGAUAGAACGGACAAAUUCUUCAAACAAAUGGACGAGAACAAGGACGACAGAGUGGAUUUCGUGGAGUUUAGUAGUAAUCAAGACAAAGAUGGGAAACUGAGCAAAGCCGCCUUUCUACAAAUGCUGAAGAAAGAAAUGCCAACGUUUGGUCAAUCUAAACCCAUUCCACCAGCCAUGCCUUCAGAACUGGAGACAGCCAUGGAAUCCCUCAUCACGGUGUUCCACCGCUAUGCCUCAAAGGACGGUCGCUCUGGCACUCUCAGCCGGCGAGAGCUCCGGGAGCUCAUGGAGAACGAGCUGUCUGGUUUCCUAAAGUCUCAGAAGGACCCCGCUGCUGUAGACAAGAUCAUGAAGGACCUGGACACCAACGGGGACGGCCAGGUGGACUUUGAGGAGUUUGUUUCUCUGGUUGUUGGACUGUCGAUUGCGUGUGAGCAGUGCUAUCAGAUGCACAUGAAGAAGACGGGGAGGAAAGCACUUGUGACCACCCCUCCUCCCUCUGUCCACUGCAGAGAACUCACUAUCUGUGCCAUGGAGAUCGCACUGCAGAUCGACUUCCACCCUUCCGUCUCUCUGGACCUCCGUCUCGAUUGUCUUUUUAAACCAGCCACCAUCAUGUCUGACAUCCAGAAGGCCAUGGCUCUCCUCAUCACCUCCUUCACUAAAUACUCCAGCAAGGAUGGAGACAAGAACACCCUGAAUAAAGAGGAGCUGAAAGAGCUUCUGCAGAAUGAGUUUGGAGAGAUGCUGUGUAAAGCCAAUGACAAGGCAGCAAUUGACCGAAUCUUCAACGACCUGGACAAAGACAAGAACAACAGUGUGGAUUUCGGGGAGUUUGUCAGCAUGGUCUGCUGCCUCACUCAGAUGUGCCAUGAGUACUUCAUCGGCAAGAAAUAAGAAACCAAGCGCCACCUCUAGGCCAGCUGAGAGAGCUGCCUUUCAGUGAGAUGGAGGACCAUGGAGUCACAAAAACCCCGCUGUAAUGCAAAAAUCAAAUAAAGUAGUUACAGUAGUCCAUAGUAGUUACAAUUUUCUGUGAUACAUCAGGUUGUUGUGAUGCAAACACUCAUUAGUGUUCACUGUCUUCAGAUCCUUGAU